GUCUGAUUGGCUGAUUUCAGUUGGUGGAAAUUUAAAAAUGGAAAGCUGAUUGUGAGUCUGAACAGCUGCUCCACCGUGACAGAAACACGCAACCUGGAAGAUCUGCUUUCAGAUUAAAGCCGGCAGAAGGAUGUUGGCCGCAGAGGACGGAGGCCAGCUGCAGUGCUGUGUGACGGUGGAGCAGCUGAACAGCUGCGGCCAGGCCACCCGCAGACAGAUCAUCCGCAAAGCCUCCGUUAUUCUGGGGCGCAACGAGUUCCAGGAGAUCCUCCUCCGAGUGCACGACGGGAAAACGGCUCACAGCUACCCGCUGAAAGACUUCAAGCUCUUCACCAAGUUCGCCAGGGACGGGAAGUGCACCGUGAAGCUGCUGCCUGAAAACCUCCAGCUGCUGAUCUCCAACUGUCCUCCUGACGGCCUGAAGCUGUUCCUGCAAACCCUCAGCAUCAAGCACCAGGCCUGGCAGAGCAGCAAGCCUCUGACCGCCCGAGAGAAGCUGAAAGCCGGCCUGCCCCGCAGCUUCGAGGCCAUCAGCCCGCUGCAGCAGAAGGACCUCCAGAAGGCGAAUGAGGUGCGGAGCAGGAUGCCUGCUGCGGGGCUGACUGACCGCAGCAACAGGGGCCCCGCUGCGGGGCCAGGCCAGCAGGGCAAACGGCCCCGGAGCGACGCUGGCUGCAGCCCGGUGAAGGGCAACCCCAGUAAGAGAGCCUUGUUAUCUCUUCCUGUUCGGAGGCUCAGCAGAGAGCAGACGGCUGUUCUCAGUGCCGUGCUGAGUGGCAAGAACGUCUUCUUCACUGGAAGUGCAGGUACAGGAAAAUCCUUCCUGCUGAAGAGAAUCAUCGGAUCUCUCCCCCCAAAGAGCACCUUUGCAACAGCCAGUACAGGAGUAGCAGCCUGUCACAUUGGAGGAACCACACUGCACAGCUUCGCAGGUAUUGGCUCAGGCUCCGCCCCCCUUGAGCAGUGCAUCGAGCUGGCUCAGAGGCCCGGUGUGCUGCAGCACUGGACCAGCUGUCGACACCUCAUCAUCGAUGAGGUCUCCAUGGUGGAGGCCCAGUUCUUUGACAAACUUGAGUCCGUUGCCAGGUCGGUGAGGAGGUCCACGGAGCCGUUCGGAGGCAUCCAGCUGAUCGUCUGUGGGGACUUCCUUCAGCUUCCUCCAGUUUCUAAAGGGAAGGAAAAGGCCAGCUUCUGCUUCCAGGCCAGGAGUUGGCGGAAGGUCAUCCAGGUCAACAUGGAGUUGACAGAAGUAAGGAGGCAAACGGACCAGAGCUUCAUCUCCGUCCUGCAGGCAGUGAGGGUGGGCAGGGUGACGGAGGAAGUCACAGCCAAGCUGCUGAAGAGCGCCUACCAUCAGAUAGAGCGGGACGGGAUCCUGGCCACCAGGCUGUGUACGCACAAGGAUGACGUAGAGCUCACCAACCAGAACAAACUCCAGCAGCUGCCAGGAACUUUGAGGACCUUUGAGGCUCUAGAUAGCGACCCAGAACAGGUGAAGACCAUCGAUGCUCACAGCCCAGUCAGCAGGCUGAUCCAGCUGAAAGUUGGAGCUCAGGUCAUGCUCACCAAAAAUCUGGAUGUUGCUCGAGGUUUGGUGAACGGAGCUCGGGGAGUAGUGGUCGCUUUUGACUCGGGGAAACAAGGUUUCCCAUGUGUCCGCUUCCUGUGUGGGGCCACCGAGGUGCUGAGACCGGAGCGCUGGGUGUUCAAAUCUGCUGGAGGGACCCACCUAAGCCGACAGCAGCUGCCCCUGAAACUAGCCUGGGCCAUCUCCAUCCACAAGAGUCAGGGAAUGACUCUGGACUGUGUGGAGAUCUCUCUGGCUCGGGUGUUUGAGAGCGGCCAGGCGUACGUGGCCCUGUCCCGAGCCCGGAGCCUGGAGGGUCUGAGGGUCAUGGACUUUGACCCACACGUGGUCCGGGCAGACCCAGACGUUCUCCUCUUCUAUAGGAAACUGAGGAAGGAGAGGUUGCUCAUGCAGGCCUCCAUGGAUCAUUUUAUCUCCAAUGACAAAGAAAAUUUCCCAUGAGGAACAUCGGCUUCCCCUGAACCUGUAUGCACUGUGUGCAAGACAAUAAUUACCAUGGGACUGGCUGGACUGCACUGCCACCUGCUGGUCAUUUCAGCAACUUCACUUUUUCUUUGAACUUAAGACUUUUUAUGUUUUUAACUAGGAAACCAUGUGUAAUUUAUU
This is a messenger RNA of Cyprinodon tularosa, 2194 nucleotides long. It is a transcript of the gene pif1, whose product is annotated as PIF1 5'-to-3' DNA helicase homolog (S. cerevisiae). NCBI's taxonomy places the organism in Eukaryota, Metazoa, Chordata, Actinopteri, Cyprinodontiformes, Cyprinodontidae. Gene Ontology annotation, biological process: DNA repair; telomere maintenance. The coding region runs from base 131 to 2029 and encodes 632 amino acids. The record is from RefSeq and is a predicted model, not a curated record. Gene Ontology annotation, molecular function: DNA helicase activity. The transcript has 13 exons.